Messenger RNA from Hydractinia symbiolongicarpus, 2326 nucleotides. RefSeq names its product urocanate hydratase-like. Gene Ontology annotation, biological process: L-histidine catabolic process. The coding region runs from base 200 to 2245 and encodes 681 amino acids. The record is from RefSeq and is a predicted model, not a curated record. Gene Ontology annotation, molecular function: urocanate hydratase activity. NCBI's taxonomy places the organism in Eukaryota, Metazoa, Cnidaria, Hydrozoa, Anthoathecata, Hydractiniidae. The transcript has 24 exons.
AUUUUUAAAUGGCUUUACCUUAACCAUUGCCUUAACCUUUCUUUCUAUGUUGCAGCUGCUUCCGCCAUUAUGCUUUCCCCCAUUAAAGCUGAAGCCGUAUGGAACUGAAAGCGAAACCUGUCAAUCACCAACCCUCGACACACCGCCAGUAUCUUUCUGAAAAAACAUUUUCCCGGAGAAGAAAAGUAUUGAGGUAAAUAUGAGUUCAUUGAAAGAAAUUUGUAGCGGCUUACCAACAGAACCAUUGCCAAGAAGACCUGGACCAAGAGACAACUCUAUUCCACACGCUCCUGUUCGAAACCCAAAUCUAACUUCUGAUCAAGAAUUGGUUGCACUCCAGAAUGCUUUAAGAUAUUUCCCAACAUCGACACACCCUGAACUUGCGACUGAAUUUGCAGAGGAGCUGCGUUUGUAUGGUCAUAUUUACAUGUACCGUUUUCAACCACCUAUAGAAAUGAGAGCUUACCCAAUUGAGCAGUAUCCAUGCAGAACAAGACAAGCCGCUGCAAUCAUGUUAAUGAUAAUGAAUAAUCUUGACCCUAAAGUAGCACAGUUUCCACAUGAACUUGUUACAUAUGGCGGAAAUGGUCAUGUGUUCUCAAACUGGGCACAGUUUUGGAUUGUUAUGCACUAUUUAUCCAUUAUGACAGAGCACCAAACCUUGAUCAUGUAUUCAGGACAUCCAAUGGGAUUGUUUCCCAGCUCACCAUCGUCGCCCAGGGCUGUGAUAACAAAUGGCAUGGUCAUCCCAAAUUACUCAUCGAUUAACGAUUUUGAGCGUAUGUUUGCCCUUGGUGUGACGAUGUAUGGCCAAAUGACAGCAGGAAGUUAUUGUUACAUUGGGCCACAGGGAAUUGUUCACGGUACCACAAUCACUGUAAUGAACGCUGGUAGGAAGUACCUAAAAACAAACGACCUUUCUGGCAAGGUUUUUGUAACUUCUGGUUUGGGUGGGAUGAGUGGUGCACAACCAAAAGCAGGCGUGAUUUGUGGAUGUGUAACUGUGGUGGCAGAGGUUUCUGAGGAAGCUCUUUUGAAAAGACACAAACAAGGCUGGUUGAUUGAGAUAGCAGAUGAUAUUGAUGAUUUGGUCAAAAGAAUAAGAAACUCGAGAGACCAGAAAAGACCUGUUAGUAUUGGUUACCAUGGCAAUGUGGUGGAAGUGUGGGAAUAUCUGGCUAAAAUCUAUAAAGAAACAGGAGAAAGAUUGGUUGAUUUGGGUUCAGAUCAAACUUCAUUACACAAUCCAUUUAAUGGCGGAUACUACCCUGUACAGAUAUCAUUUGAAGAAGCAAAUAAGUUGAUGCAUGCUGAUCCAGAUCAAUUUAAAACUUUAGUUCGUGAGAGCUUGUGUCGGCAAGUAAAUGCAAUCAACACACUCGCAUCUGCCGGGAUGUAUUUUUGGGAUUAUGGAAAUGCAUUUUUAUUGCAAGCUAGCAGAGCUGGUGCUGAUGUGAUGAAGCCUGGGGCAGCUACUGGAGUCUUUAAAUAUCCCACAUAUGUUCAAGAUAUAAUGGGCGAUAUCUUUUCAAUGGGUUUUGGACCUUUCAGGUGGGUUUGCACAAGUUGCCUUGAAUCUGAUCUUGCUGAAAGUGAUAAAAUUGCUGCCGAAAUUUUGAAAAGAUUGGCAUCUGACGAAAAAAUUCCAGAGUGCGUAGCAGGACAGUUUAGAGACAACUUGAAAUGGAUUGAAGAAGCCGGAAAACACAAAUUAGUUGUUGGUUCGCAGGCGAGAAUACUUUACUGUGAUCAAAAAGGACGCUCCGAAGUAGCUGAUGCAUUUAAUAAAGCUAUUGCUACUGGUAGAAUUAAGGGUGCUAUAGUGAUCAGCCGUGACCAUCAUGACGUCAGCGGCACAGAUAGCCCAUUUCGCGAAACGUCAAAUAUUUAUGACGGCUCGUCGUUUUGUGCAGACAUGGCUGUGCAGAAUUGUAUCGGAGACGCAUUUCGUGGCGCCACAUGGGUGGCACUUCAUAAUGGCGGUGGGUGUGGCUGGGGUGAAGUAAUUAACGGUGGAUUUGGUCUUGUCCUUGAUGGUUCGGAGGGAGCAGGAGAGAGGGCGAAGAAAAUGCUUGCAUGGGACGUUUCCAAUGGUGUUGCACGUCGAGCUUGGUGUGGAAAUUCUUAUGCGCAGGAAGCUAUUAGUAGAGCAAUGAGAGAAAAUGAGAACUUGGUUGUCACAAACGCUUAUAAAGUCGAAGAUCUAGAUGUUCUGGCAAAAGCUUUUGUCUCACUUGGGAAGUAAACACCAUGUUUUUAACGCGAAUUCUUUUUUACUUUUAUAUUUUAAAAUUAUUAAAAUCGAAAAUAUUAUCAACAGAAAAAA